Molecule: messenger RNA, 8162 nt
Organism: Schistosoma haematobium
Lineage: Eukaryota; Metazoa; Platyhelminthes; Trematoda; Strigeidida; Schistosomatidae
Gene: CHT3
Product: Chitinase 3
Exons: 11
Coding region: 252-5552 (1766 amino acids)
Source: RefSeq, a predicted model, not a curated record
GCGGUUUUCGUUAUUGUGCGCUACGCCGUUUGGUGUUUGUCUACCUUUCUGGGUCGCUUAGGAUGAUAGAGUUUUUAUCUACAUUAUAGUCGAGAAGAUUUUGGCUUCACUCUCAAGAAUUCAUUUGCACGCAGAGACUGUCAAUUUCCUCUUUUUUUUACAAUAAGUCCGUCUACAGAUAAUGGUUCCCAGAUUUUCAAUGCCUGCUAAGUACAUGGAUCCGUCUAAAAGCCACAUGAAGCUCAUUUACUAUGCAGUCUAAUGAGGGCAGUAAAUCAUCUAGUCACACUCGUCCACUCUUUGGGAAUGAAUCUUCAAGACACUCAUCUCAUAAUAUGAAUUCAAGGAAACAUACACAUUCUGUAGAAUCGAGCAACUUACCACCACCUCCUCCACCUCCACCUCGGUAUCCAUUAAAACAUGACGGAUUCUCCCCACGAACCGGAUAUAUGGUAACCGGUACUCCUGCCGAGCAAACGCCAAAAUCUCCACCAAGGACUUCUUCUCUAAGACCCAGGGGAAUUCAUUUAAAACGUGAGAUUGGCUCAGACGAUCUUUUACAACCCGUCACGUAUGGAUCUUCAGAAUGUCAAAUCCUGAAAAAACCUCAGAUCAUUACAUCUUGCAGCAAUAAUGUAAACAGUGAAAAACAAUUUCCACUUGUUGAUCGUCCUGUUCGACCGUUUAAUUUAUGUAAUGAUAAUAAUAAUUUUACGACGACUGUUACUGCUGUUACAACAACAACAACAACAGCGACUUCUGUUAACAAUCAUGAAAAAUCGUCAAAAACUAUUGGAAUGAGUAAAAAUAAAGUGGAUAGUUUAUGUCAUGCUGAUCCUAGAAGUACACCACUAUUAUCACGUUUAUUGGCGCCAGGUUUUGCUACUUCAGUAGUUAGUUCAACAAAUAGUCCACCGAGUUCAAUCCAACGAAAAGGAAGUGAUCAAAGUUAUACAUCAUCAGAAAAUGAUCGAAGUUCUGGCCUUUUAAGUUCUCCAAAUCCGCAAGUUUUAUUACCUGAAACAAAAAGACAAGGAAUUGAAUUUGGUUUGACCAAUUCUAGUAAAUUUUCAAAAAAGAAUCAUGAGACUAGUUCUUGGAAUUCUCCAUCAUCUUCUACCAAUGUACAAUCAAUCAAUUGUGAAUGGCGUGAAUCAAUCAAUUGGCCUAGUAAAUCAGAAACACCGAUUGUUCAGUCUAAUAAAAAUCAAUCACCUAAUUUUCAACCAUCUCCUGAUAGCCAAUGUUGGCGUACAAUGACAUCUAUUCAGAGGAAAAAUGACAACAUGUUACCUCGUCGAUCAUCCUCAAACACAUGUUCAUCAGCUACACAAGAUGAAAUGGAAUCCAGUAUUGAUUCACCAGGGAUUUUUAAUCGAGGUCGAUGUGAUCUUGAAUCCAAUGAUCAAAAUAAAAUAUAUGAGAAAAGUUGUGAGUUUUCAACAAAUGCCUCUAGUUCCGGUGAUGCAGAUGAUGGUGUUGGUGCGAACGAUGAUGAUGGUGAUAAUGAUCACGCUGUGCAUCAAACACCACCGAAUGACGAAGAAAUUGAAUCAAACACUCGUAGUGAUGGGCAUGAUGAUGACGUUGGUGGUGGUGGCGGUGGUUGUGGUGAUAAUGAUGAUGAUGUUGAUGUAGACGAUAACAUGGACAGUGAUCAUGAUAGAACCCUUCCAGGUGAGAAUGAUAAAACUGGCAACCACUUUAAUAAUAACGAUAGUAAUAAUUCAAUGAAAAUAAUGAUGAUACAUCGUUCAUCACAUUCUUAUGUAAAUGAAUCUCAAGAAUUGUUUGCAGUACAUGAAGAACAGGAAAGACGUCGACAACAGCAACAAGAUAAUGAACAUUGUCAUCAUCAUCAGUCAAAUGAAGAUAAACACUUGCCUUUUAAUUACACAAACUCUGGACAAAAAGUAACACCCCAAUUAGUUUUAUCACAUUCGUCACAGGAACCAUGUGAUUUCGAGGAAGAUUGUCCUGAUUAUUCUAACCAGAUAAUUCAAGAAACAGGUAAUAUAAAUUCGCAAGAUAUAAUUCAACCACCUUUACCGCCUCCUCCACCACCUUAUAAAAUUCCCGAUCAUCUUCAACCAACUGAUGAAUCCUCAUUUUUCAUGAAUAAUCCUUGGGUACCAUCAAAUUAUCAUUUAUAUCCAUAUUCACAAUUACCUCAUCAUCCACCGCAUUUAUUACAUAAUCAUUUUCAUCAAGACAAAUUAUUCCCUGUUAAUAGUCAAUAUGAUGCUAAACGUUUUGUACCUAAUCCUAUUGUUUUGCCUAAAUCACCGGUAUGGCCAGUAUUUGAAAAUCCAAAUAAUCUAUUUUAUAUGAAACAAAAUAAUUAUCCACCAGAAUCAUUAUCUAUGCCUUAUCCAGGUGGUCCCAUAUCAAAACGUGCAAUAUGUCCACAAAAUAAAGAAGAAUUUUCAAGAAUUAUGAAAAAUGAUUUUAUACCACCAUUAACAUCUGUUUCUUCACAAGCGCUUGGAUUUCCAAUCCGCUGGUGUUAUCGUGGUUUGUAUAUGUUGCCUCGUUUCCCAGUAACAUCUGCCACAAGCAAUCAUUUACCAGUAUCAUGUUGUACAGCAACUGCUUUUGUUCUGACAACGACCACAUCUCAUAUUUGCUCUUUGGCAUAUGAAUACAAUGCAUACAAUCGAAAUAAUAAUCAGCAUCAACCUUUAAUCAUGAGCAAUUAUCAAUCAGAAUUACCAUUAGGCAAUGGUCCUGUCAUUGGACAAUUUACAGAGCCUGAAUUAUUUCCUUCUUCUAUGAAAUCGGAAUCCAUUCAUCAAAAUACUAACCAGAUGGAUUUUACCAGUCUACUUAAGGAAAAUCAACAAUUAAAACAACGCCUUAUAGAUAUCAAUGUUAGACUUCAAUAUGUAGAUGAGCUUGAAUGGCACGUACAACAAUUAAGUCAUCUGGUCGAGUCGAUGAUUUUGUCUCAUCAACGUCAGUGUGAAUUAGACUAUCAGUUGCAAAUUUAUUCACCAAUAUCUGCUCCUGUCUGCGACGUUGGCGGUGGUGAUUUUCAGCGCUUCAAAAUACCCCCAAAUUCUUCCUCGUCAUCAUCAUCGCCAUUUGGAUUAAACAACGAUCAUCAAUGUUCUACACAUCACUUCCACAAUAUGCCAGCAAAUCCUGGAAGUUUGCCUGUAAUGCCGACAAAUAUGUCAAGUUGUAGGACUCAUCCAUGUACAGCACAAAAUAUAACUAGACGAGUGACACAACCUAAUAUCAUGUCUACACGUUUCUAUGGUCCAUGUGUAAAGCAGACAAUACAAUCGGAAAAAAUUGAGCAACGUAUACCUAUGUUGAAUUCCACUAAGCGUUCUCUACAUCCUCAUUUAGUGGGAUCUAUGGAUCCACGUACCGUUUCUUUAGAUCGUGCAUCACAACCGAGAAAUUCUUGUACAACAUUUCCGAUUAUGGAAUGUAAUUGUAUACGAUGUCCAUUGCAUGAAACAUUCGCAUUACCACAUUCCAAAGAACAUGCAUACGUGAAUACAUUAGCAAAAGAUGAUGUAUUUUCUACACCUAAUGUCUCUAUGAUAAUUCCAAAUAGUCCAUGCUUUUCACCUAAUUAUCGUCGACGUCGUUUUACAAUGCGAGCAACAGUGGCACAAUUUCCUCCUUCAUUUGAUAAUGAAUCUCACUUAUUACCACAUUCCAAUGUACCACCACAGUGUUGUUCCCCACCGCCCCGAUUGCCACCUCCAGUGUCCACUUCAAUUUUUACUUCUAAUAAACCGAUAUCUAAUCCUACUAUUAAGAUAACUGACGAAAAUAAAAUUGCUAAUGUAUCAUUGAAACAUGGUAAUUCAGUGUCAAGGGAUUCAAUUCAACCACCAGCCAAUAUUACAAAUACCAAACAUAAGAACACUCGACCGACAGGUCUUAAUUUUAUGACAGAAAAAUCUGAAAUAUUAGAUGAUAGUCAAAUGUUAUUAAAACAUUUAUCACCGAAUAAUGAAUUUCAAUGUGUCAAUGGUUGUACAGUAGUAGUGACUACCACUUGUCAGUUAACUCAUUGUUAUCCAUUAUGUAUUAUAGAUCGUACUCUAACUAUAAAUGAAACAAAUGGUCAUCAUAAUAAAGAUGAAAAUCAAACGGAUGUUGAUGUUAUGAUAACGAAUAAUGAUAAUAAUACCUCAACAAUAGUCACGUUAACAUCUAUAACAUCGACGGCCAUCAUGACAACAACAUCAGCAACCACAUGUGCUUCUGUAAGUUCUAUUUCAACUAAUCAUCAUGCUCAACAUCAACAGUUUAAAGAAAAAUCUUUUUUAACCAAACCUAAAUGUGCACUUCCUAGUAGAAUAAACAAAAAAACAUCUGCUAAUUCAACUGUAGUACAACAACAAGAACUCACCAUGAUUGAUGAUGAGUCAACUAAUAAACGUGUAAAACAAUCCUCAUUGACAAACCGUUCUAAUACAUUAGCAAAAAAGAAAUAUAAUAACAAUAAAAACACAAAUGUACACAACAAAUCAAUAAUUACUAACCAACCAUCUAAUAAGAAACCAAAACCUACCGCUUCAUCUUCAUAUGAAAAUAAAAUGUCAGAUAAUCAAGACGCAGAUUAUAGCGGUAGUUAUGAAGGUGUUUCAAAUUCGAAUUCUUCUCAUUCUCAGUCGUCUGGAGCGUCAAGUUUAGAACCAGAUUCAACAUUAUCUGAAAGUUUAUCCCCUACAAAACAUCAUUAUAGUUUUAAACAUUCCAUAUCAGAUCAGAAAGAUACAACUAAUAAUAAUAGUAGUAACAGUAUACAUAAUCAAUCGUCUAAAGUGUUCAUCAUUCCUGAAAUGUGUUGUUCACCACGAUAUACAUCGCCUAGUGAAAUAAAGAAUUCUUCAAAUUCAUCUGUUGUAUUUAAAGAUUCCAAUUCUAUAUCAUCCACUUCUAUGCAUACUUGUUCAAAUAGUCCAGUUUGCACAGUCAAUUCAUGUAAUAUUGUUCUGUCAGAUGUACGAUUAUCAUCCCCUCUUCAAGCUACAUCAUCUUUCAAUUCCAUUAAUAAUAAUAAUAGUAAUAUUAACAUCCCUAGUGUUCAUGUCAAUAGUUCAACUUCUUUUACACCUUGUCAUUCAGCGAAUCUUAAUUCAAUUACACUUUCACCACCUAUUAGUGGUCAUAAUUUUAACAAAAAAUCUCAUCUAAUUCCAAUAACUACCCAAUUUAUUGAAUCACAUCUACCAUCACCUUCAAAUUAUACAAUUGGAAAAAAUCAUACUAGUGGAUUAUUUAAUCAUAAUAAUCAAACAUUUACAUCAAAUAUUUAUAAUCCAAAUCGUUCAUUAAUGAAUAUUAGGCCUAGUUUAUUAACUGUUCCACAGAAACCAUCUCUUCAGGUACGUUUUGCACCUCCUAUUCGUGUAAACCCAUAUAGUAAUAAUAAUAGUAAUACUACUAAUAGUAAUAAAAGAAUAUUGUUUAAUUCAUCAUUAGGAAGUCCAAUUUUCAAUCAUUCAAAUGUAAAUCAAAGUUCUACAAUUGAUAGUAUUGUAUCACCAAAUCUAUUACGUAAACAAUAUUAUUAUUAUGAAUAAUAAUAAUAAGAAGAAGAAUAAUAAGAAAGUUAUUACACUUUUCCUUUUCAUUCAAUUUUCUUAUUUCUUAUUAAUGAAUUAAUUAUUUGUAAAUUAAUUAUUUCAAUGAUGUAAUCAAAUCUCCUUACCUCAUUAGUUAUGUAUGUAAUUCAUCUAAGUGUUAUUGGUGUAUUAUUAUGAAAAUAUAAUUUUAAUUAAUUUCACAAUGAAUCUUACCUAUUUAUGCCUAUUACCCUCAAUGGAACAUAGGCUGCCAACGAGCAUUCUUUAACGCACUCUGUCCUGGACCCUCCUUUCAUUCUUCGCCAAAAUAUGUUCUCUGGUCUUCCUCUUCUCCCUAUUCAGCCUUGAGGAUUUCAUGUGUGAAGGCUUGUCUUGUGACGUAGUUGAGUAGUGAAUCAUUCAACUUUUUAUUAUUAUUAUUAUUGUUCUUAUUCAUUUUGAAUUGUUACACUGUUAUACAAACAAAUAAACAACUGAUGGUGAUGCUUCUGAUGAUGAUGAUGAUGAUGAUGAUGAUGAUAAUUGUGUAAUUGUAAAAUAAAUAAAUUAUGUAACAUUUAAUUUAGUUUUGUUGUUUCAUGUAUUUUAACCUGCAAACAAAUCUUGUUUCAUUGUUAUCGUUGUUGUUAUUAUUUACUCGUCUUAAAUAGUGUUCAAUUUCUCUUUUCUUUCAUUCAAUUAUUGAUUGUUUCUUUUGGUAUUCAUCUGUUUAUUUAUUUUGUUUGUUUUUGUCUUUCAUAUUCUUUUCGUUGUUUAUUUUCUCUCUUAUUUUUAUUAGUUCUAAUAAUUAUGAUUCAAAUAUAAACAAUAUGAGUUCACUAUUGAACUAAUCAAAUCAAUAUGCAUUUAUUAGUAAACAUCAAGCUUAGUGAUUAGAUCUCUUUUCAAUGAAUCUUUUUUUCCAUGUUAAAGUACUAGUUCUGUAACAGCUUAUAAACAAGAAAUAACCAUAAUGAUGCAAUCAAAAGAUUAUAGUACUAGAUUACGUAAUAUGAAUAAUAACAAUAGACAAGUAAGUAUAUAUAUAUAUAUAUUUACAGAAGUAUAUACUGUACGCUUAUACUGUGUGUUUUUUCCCUUUCAAAUUGAAUGCAUUUAUCUCAGCCUUUUUUAUUUGUUUAUUUCUUUAUAUUUUCAUUGCAUUUAUUUAUCUUUGUUUGUUUGUUUCUCAUUCUCUGUUCCUGUUUCUAUGGUUAAGUGCAAUAAACUGUUAUUUACAUGUUCUUAAAUUUUUAUUGUUACUAUCCCCUCCCACUUCUGUCGGUGUAUUUAGUUUUAUUAUUAUUAUUACUAUUAUUGUUGUUGUCAUAUUAUGAAUCAAUUUGUUUUCUGUUAAUUUCUAUAAUUUUUUUUCUGAGUGAGGGGGGGGUAUGAUUCUAGUUAUUAUAUUAUACUAUACCAGUGUUGUACAAGAUUAUUUAUUAUUAUGACUGUUGUUUUAUAGAUUAAUUACAGUUAAUCAUAAUUAAUCUUUCUGUUGAUCUAUCAUUUAUUAAUAAAGCUUUAAAUAAUCCCGUUGAACAAAAUAAUAAUAAUAAUAACUAUUAAGAUUCGUUAGAUGAUAAAUUGUUGAUAUUUGAAGUGAAAGAGGUAUUGAGUUCGAGUCUCAGUGGGACAUAGGUGUAUUCAGUCGAUGGGUCACAAUUAUGAUAAAGUAUACAUCGUAUACUCUACUUCUUGACACAGUUCAUCUAUUUUAUAAAAUUUUAGCAAAUAAAGCACACAUAACUACAUCAUAGAAGGUAGAUCUUGUAUAAUUUAAUUUGAUUAAAAAAAAAUUCAGUGAUGUGUUAUUAACUCCUGCUUAAUUAAAUACACUAUAUCUGUACUUGGUAACUGAUCUUCAACGGUAUCGAUAAAUUUUUUUGAUGGAAUAUUGUGUUUUCAAUCAGUUUAGCCAGCUUAUACAUUGAGAACAAUUUAUUAAUGAUUGAGUAUCUAGUAACCAUCCUAUAGGGUUAAUAAAACUGCAUAAUUACGUGUAAUUGAGCUUGUGUAAAUUCUAUAUAAGUGACUGGUUAUAUUCGAUUCUUUUUUGUCUAACAUGUUUCAUAUUCUGCUGAAACAGUAUCACAUUUGCAAUUGUUUGAUCAGUGAGUAGUGACCAAAAUUCUCUGACUAUAAAGGUGUAUGACACGGAAUCGAAUCCACCAAGGACAUUUAGGUCCAUUAAAAUUAUAGAUACACCUUGCUAACUAGUGUCAAAUAACACGAAACCUAGAUCUAGGUUUUCCUGUCAACUACUUUCAACCACCACCUUACAAUGUGCUUAAAUGUAAUAUUAUGGUCUUGAAACUAGCAUUGCAAUAUGUGAGUAUUUUAUUUGUAAUUGUGGUUACAUUUGUGAUCAUUUACUUUCGCAUAUUUAGUAGUAAAAAAGUGAAAAUAAUCGCCAUGGCGAUGAUAGUGAGAAAGACUACAUAUUGAGAAUACAAUUUAAGUAGACUGAAUAUAAAGCAGGUAUAAAGUAGCAGUGAUAAUCAAAAUCUAGAGUAAUAUGGAUGAUCAAUGUAUAUGGAUCACUAGGUCCUAUAAAACAACAUGUGUAUUAGUGUUACUUUAUUUACAAUGACACUUGUCGAAAUUGGAUAUAUAUUAAGGUAACUU